Messenger RNA from Oncorhynchus gorbuscha (pink salmon), 2426 nucleotides. RefSeq lists its product as uncharacterized. The coding region runs from base 102 to 1193 and encodes 363 amino acids. The transcript is spliced from 9 exons. The record is from RefSeq and is a predicted model, not a curated record. Lineage: Eukaryota; Metazoa; Chordata; Actinopteri; Salmoniformes; Salmonidae. Gene Ontology annotation, biological process: mitotic cell cycle checkpoint signaling; mitotic sister chromatid segregation; establishment of localization in cell. Gene Ontology annotation, cellular component: dendrite; nuclear body; kinetochore.
CCCUUUUCCAUCACGUACGGACUACUUUCAAUCUAAUUGGACAAUAAUCUAUCCAAUCACAUUCCACGUUGCACGGCGGCCGCUCAAUUUUGAAAACCAAAAUGGCUACUGAGGCUGUUCAAGCGUUACUUGAAAGAUGCGACCAUCUACAUUUGGAAUUGUACGAUGUGGCAGAGCAUCAGGAGGGUGGGGAAGCGGAGUUGAUGGUGCCCUACCUAACCGAAAGUCGUAGCAAACAGAAGAUUUUGUGCAGACAGUUGUUUGUGCUGGAUGACAUGAUGCAGCUUCUGGAGAGACUGGAGACAACUGACCAGCUGUUUAAUGAACCCUGCCCCCCAAACCCCGGCAACGAUGCUCACAGACGCUGGAAGGUCCUGAAGAGUGAAUAUAAAGAGGGAGUCCAGGAGGUGGAGACCCUUAUUAGCACCUUACAGGACAGGAUGGACAAACUGCACCACAAACGGGACAGACUGACAAACCUGGUCAUAGCACUAGAGAAGAAGAAAGAUCUCAGCCUGCAGAUGGGGGAGUCCCUCAAGGCGGCCCACAAUGCCUUGCGUGUAUGUGAGGUGCAGCUGGCCCAGCUGAGGGUGGAGACAGACGCCACACUGGCCCGCUCGGCUGACUGGCAGCACCUGAGAGAUGUCCUGCAGGGCUAUGUGGAGGAGACACAAGGGGUGAUGCAGUGUAGGCUGUUGUCAGUGGGGUCCUCGGAGCUGUGUGUGGAACUGAGGCCCUGCUCCUGUGGAUCCUCCUCCUCUGGCCAGCUGGAGCCUCUCAGACUGACUGUCACUUGGAGCCCUGAUGACCACUUCCACCUCCAGGUGUAUCAGGGUACUACAGGGCUGUUAGUGGAGUCCAUGAAGAGUCGCCUUUCUCACCUCAGUGCUGCCCUGCUGGAGGUCAUGCAGUGCUACAUCAGCCAGGGAGAGAUGCUGGCUGAGAUCCAGGCCCUACACUCCAGGUUUGCUAUAGACUGGCGUCCAGGCCAGAGACUGCUAGUGUUCCUGAAGACUGCCUCUAGGGUGUGCAACCUGGAGGUGGAGGAGGGCUACCCUUCCGGAGGCACAGCUACACUCAUCUCUGUACGCAGGGACGGCAAACUGGUCGACAACUCUGUCCUACAGCCUCCCCAGAAGACCCCCUCUCUGACAGAGUGGCUGGAGUUCCUCUCCUCCAGUCCGUACGUCUGACCAUCUUCUCUCUAGUUGACACAGAGGAAGUGGCUGUUUCUCUCCAUGGUCACCAAAGGGGCACCCUUACCUCUAAUAUGUAAAUAUUAGGAAUGUAACAAUUUAAUAUGCAUUGAUCCUGGUUCAAAUGUUUAAGAUGCUAGUGCAUGGUUCUGCAGGACCCCAAUCCAAAUUUAGCAUGCAUCGGUCAGAAAACCAAUUUCAAACGUUACAAUCGCCAGUUCACUAAAGUUUUUCACUCAUUGUUUUAUUCCAAAAAUACCUCCUAUGUGUUGUGACUGAGUUGAUGAGUCCCUUCCUUCAGUUCAGUAGGCUAUUGAACUUUUAUGCGUAUAACUGCAUAGGACUGUCAGGUAGACACAGCUGCUUGCGCUGACUAGAAGUUGGCCUCUCCAUGUUCUUAAUGGGCUGUUCGGACCUCACCGCGGCACCUUCAAGGUUCAGAGGCUUUGAAAAUGGCUUUCUCCGUGUCAUGUCGUAGGUUCUUAUUAGUUGAGUGACAACCAAUGCAAUUUGCCGGGUCAUUGUUACCAAAUGCGCUGUAGAAUUGUCUUUUUACUGGGGUUGCGUAGUCUACCGGAGUGCACACAACUCGCAUCGACCUGCUGGGUGGGGUUUUCAAUCAUUCUGAUUUUAUUUAGAUUGUUCGGGUCCCCAUAAUAAAUAGUUUGUUUAAAGAAAAACUACCCAAUCAGUGUAUUUGGUCAUUUAUACAUGAACAGGGUCAUUUCAUUAAGGAUGCGCAUGGUCACAUUCAUUGGUCAGAGCGCAGGAUAAGCGCUCCAGAAAAUUCAAAAUGGUCUAAACCAUUUCCUUUUGAGUAGGAUAAAAUCCAACGUUGCAUGAUAUAAUAAUUGCCAUUAUAUUAAAUGCCAUACUAAUUUGUAAAGAUAAUUAUUGAUGAAGUACAAGCUCAACGUGUUUUAUCUGACGAAAUGACAAGUUAAUGAGUGGGUAAUGGUGAUUGCAGAUAAUAGUCUGAUGAUAGUGGGUUGGUAGAUGUCUGCCCUAUUAUGGCUCAGCUCAUGUGCCUAUACCAUUGACACACAGACACUAACAGAGGGCCUCUCGGUUUAUAGAAGUCAGCUCAGAGGCCCAGCUCCUGCGCUCCAAUCAUCAUCAGAUAUGACUUUAAAAUGGAAAAUCGAAUGUGUUUAUGCAACAACAACGGAAAUACUGUAUAGAACUGAAUCCCAUCAAUUAAUUUCCAUAAUCCAGGUAUUCCUAAACUGG